GCAUGCAUGAGUGAGAAACAAAAGAUAGAGAGAGAGAGUAGACUAAUCCGAUAAAACGACGUCGUCGUCGUCGUCGUCAUCAGCUGCCAUCAAUCAAUUCGAUAUAUAUACAUACAUAUAUAUAUAUAUAUAUAUAAAUGGGCAAUUACAGUAGUCUUCUGCGGUGCUGUUUGGCUUGCGUCCUUCCCUGCGGAGCCCUAGACCUGAUCCGGAUCGUCCAUCUCAACGGAUCCGUCGACGAGCUCACGGGUCGGGUCACCGCCGGGGAGGUUCUGGCCAACCACCCCAAUCAUCUUCUCACAAAGCCUUGCUCCGGCGGCUCCCACGCCGCCCGUCGUAUCCUCAUCCUCUCGCCGGAAACCGACCUGAAGAAGGGCUCUAUUUAUUUCCUCAUACCUGCUUCCUCCUUGCCCGCCGAGAAGACGGCCAAAAUCCUCAGGAAGUUUUCUGCCGCCAGAAAGUCGCCGUCGCCGGAAAAUAUUGAAACGAAGGCUUCCAGUUCGAGACGCCGGCGUCGGAGCAGUACUGCUACCGCCGGACGACGUCGUCUGUGGAGACCCAAUCUGGACAGCAUUUUUGAGGAUUAAUUAAUUAUUUUUUAAAAAUUUGAUUAUCUUUAUUUAAUUUUCUCUCUUUUUCUUUCAACUGUAUAUUUUAUUUUCUUUUUGAGGAUUUUUUGCCAUUUGUUUUUACUUUGGCAUCUAUUUUUAAUUUAUUAAAACUCCACUAUUCCUUUCCAAUAUUUCUUGUUUCACUUUUCUUAU
Molecule: messenger RNA, 764 nt
Organism: Andrographis paniculata
Lineage: Eukaryota; Viridiplantae; Streptophyta; Magnoliopsida; Lamiales; Acanthaceae
Exons: 1
Coding region: 138-587 (149 amino acids)
Source: RefSeq, a predicted model, not a curated record